This is a messenger RNA of Pyrus x bretschneideri (Chinese white pear), 1754 nucleotides long. RefSeq lists its product as uncharacterized. NCBI's taxonomy places the organism in Eukaryota, Viridiplantae, Streptophyta, Magnoliopsida, Rosales, Rosaceae. The record is from RefSeq and is a predicted model, not a curated record. The transcript is spliced from 7 exons. Bases 230 to 1525 code for a protein of 431 amino acids.
GUGCUCUGCCAUUGUAACGGCGUUAUGAGCUGUCGUUUUGCUAUAUAUAACCCUCUCAGUUUUCAAGUUUCAACAACGAUCUUUUCCCUCUCAUAUUUCUCUCUCUCUCUCUCUGUGCUGAGUGAAACAUUUUAAUGGUUGCGUAAAUUUGAAGAGUGGUAUAAACGUCUGAGUGUUUUGUUGGAAUUUUUUUGGUUUUUUUAUUUCAUCACUGGUUGGAAAUCUCGAAAUGGGAAAGAAAGACCAGCAGCAGAGAGAUGAACAGUGCAAAGAAAAUGCAAGAGUGGAAGCAGUUCUUCAGCUUCUGAGAAGACAAGCUCCACUCACAGUCAAACAGGAGAAGUUCUGCAACACUGCUUGUGUUGAGAGGUUUUUGAAAGCAAAAGGAGAUAGUGUUAAGAAGGCAGCCAAGCAACUUAGGGCUUGCCUUUCAUGGCGACAGAGUGUUGGAACUGAGAACUUGAUAGCAGAUGAGUUCUCAGCUGAACUCGCUGAAGGCGUUGCCUACACGUCUGGACAUGAUGAAGAAUCCAGACCUGUUGUGAUUUUCCGGAUUAAACAAGAUUACCAGAAGUUCCAUUCACAAAAACUGUUCACUCGCUUGUUGGUAUUCACGCUGGAGGUGGCGAUUGAGUCCAUGCUCAAAAACGUCGAGCAGUUCGUCCUCCUUUUCGACGCAAGCUUUUUCAGGUCAGCUUCUGCUUUUAUGAACUUGUUGGUGGCAGCACUGAAAAUUGUGGCAGAGUACUACCCAGGACGGCUCUUCAAAGCGUUUGUAAUUGACCCCCCCACGAUGUUCUCGUAUCUUUGGAAGGGUGUUCGACCGUUCGUUGAGCUUUCAACGGCCACGAUGAUGGUGUCGUCGCUAGACUUUGAGGAGUCGUUGGAUUUCAGUGACUUCUCGAACUACCCGCGAGCCUCGUCCCUUCGAUUCGACCCCUCCUCAAUCAAAUCAACGCCCAAGAUCGGCUCCUGCUCAUCCUCCCGCUUCUCCUUCACUGUCGCUCAGCAUCAGUUCGACUCCCUCAAGCCUUGGUACCUCAGCCUCACAGACACGUCAGCAUCCAAAGUAGGGCCCACCACACCCUCCCCGCUGGGACCCGCGCUCAUCUCUCCGCUAAACGCCCGGUCCUUCUCCUUCGCAUCCCCCGCCGCCAGAACGGCACGUGGAACAAUCCAUGGCUACGGCAACUCCGCUGCCAUGAGAAAGAGCCUGUUCCCGUCGACCCCACUCCCCCAACGGUGCCCAGGCAUCGAGGCCAGCCGGACUCCUCACCACCGCCAGCCGCCGCGGACCCCACGUCCCUCGUUCCUCCAAUCUCCGGCCACGUUCUUCCGCAGGGAGAGCCACGUUAGCAGGACGGAGAAGUCCCGGGAGUCCUUCGCGCCCUUCUUGAAGUUCUACAGGAGGCCGUACGACGAGAUGAUCUACAGGUCAAAGAUGCGGCCCCCACUGGGCGGACUCAUCUCCAUCGUCUCUCCCCAACUCAGGCGCCGCCACGUGUCGGUAUCGCAACGGUUCUGAACCCAGAAAAAGAAAAAGAGAAGUACAUAGAAAUUGUUAAAUUGACAAAUGAGUCCUUUUGACGAGAGCAGUAAUAAUUGAUUAAUUAUUUUGCAAAGUCCAACUCUCCUCGGGCAUUAAAUUACCGAGACGACGACGUACUAGGCAAGGUGUGAGAGGCUGUGCACCAUUGUCUAAUUUUGAAAUGUGUAGGGUUUUAAUUUUUAUUUUAAUUUUUCACAAAGUCUAA